AGGAUAUUGAGCUGAAAGUGGAUCUUGACAAAUCAAUCUGGACCCUGACAGUUCAUCUCUUGGUGGAAAAGGUUGGACUGCUCUAAGACUACACCAUGAGGCCGGUAAACGACUUGAUCCCCCCUUACUUUUUUCUUCUGUGGUUCUCUAGCACCAAUGCAGCUAGCUCCCCAUUCCCGAGCUUCACAGUGUCCGACACCUCUCUGACUCAUCUCGCCGUGCACAAAUACACAGGGGACGUUUAUAUCGGUGCGGUGAACAGAGUCUAUAAGUUAUCGGAGAACCUUACAGAGUUGCGCUCCCACCUGACUGGUCCCAUAGAUGAUAAUGCCAGCUGUUACCCCCCGCCCUCUGUGCGUGUCUGCACGCACAAGCUCUUCCCUUCAGAUAACGUUAAUAGACUUUUGUUGAUUGACUACACUGGGAACCGUUUGGUGGCUUGCGGUAGUGUAUGGCAAGGCAUAUGUCAGUUCUUGAGACUGGACAAUCUAUUCAAAUUGGGUGAGCCCCACCACCGCAAAGAACAUUACUUAUCUGGAGCACGAGAGCCAGACUCCAUGACAGGGGUGAUUGUGCCGCAAGAUGGUGAGCAGAGUAAACUCUUCAUUGGCACCUCCAUUGACGGCAAGUCGGAGUACUUUCCUACGCUUUCAAGUCGCAAGCUGGUGAGAAAUGAGGAGAAUGAAGAGAUGUUCCGUUUGGUGUACCAAGAUGAAUUUGUCUCUUCUCAGAUCAAGGUCCCUUCGGAUACUCUUUCCCAGCACCCUUCAUUUGAUAUAUACUAUGUCUACAGCUUCGUCAGUGGCGGGUUUGUUUAUUUCUUGACGCUCCAGCUAGACACCCAACAGACAGUAAACGAUGCCACCGGGGAGAAGUUCUUUACGUCUAAAAUUGUGCGAAUGUGUUCAGCAGAUCCCGAAUUCUACUCUUAUGUUGAGUUCCCCAUUGGUUGCACCAAGGAUGGAGUGGAGUACAGGCUUAUUCAGAGUGCCUACCUUAAUCGUCCUGGGCGUAAGCUGGCACAGGAGCUGGGCAUACCAGAAGAUGAAGAUGUUCUGUUCACUGUUUUCUCUCAGGGGCAGAAGAAUAGGUCCAACCCUCCUCGAGAGUCCGUUCUGUGCCUCUUCACCCUCAGCCAGAUCAACAAACGCAUCAAGGAAAGGAUACAGUCUUGCUACCGUGGAGAAGGGAAGCUAUCGCUGCCUUGGUUACUUAAUAAGGAGCUCAACUGUAUCAGCACGCCUAUCCAUAUUAAUGAAUUAUUCUGCGGCCUGGCUCUGAAUCAGCCCAUUGGUGGCCUGAAGGUGAUUGAGGGCCUCCCCCUGUUUGAAGAGAAGACCGAUGGCAUGGCUAGUGUGGCGGCUUACAGUUACGAUGGGUAUUCCGUGGUCUUUGUGGGCACGCGGGCUGGAACAUUGAAAAAGGUGGGUUCUGAUUCCAAGAUCUCAACAUCUCAUUAUGCCGUACUGUAUGACACUGCCGUGGUUGUGCCGGGAAAGCCAAUACUGCGGGAUAUGAUAUUUAGUCCAGACUGGCAGUCUGUGUACAUACUAAGUGAGAAACAGGUCAGCCGAGUUCCUGUAGAGAGCUGCCAGAGAUACAACACAUGUGCUGCCUGCCUGGGGUCUGGGGACCCUCACUGUGGAUGGUGUGUGCUUCAUAGCAGGUGCUGUAGAGAGAGCGAAUGUGAGCGGGCGACAGAACCUCAUCGUUUUACGAGCGAUCUUAGCCAGUGCGUGCGCCUGGAGGUGACUCCUAACAACGCCUCUGUCAGUGUACCUGAACUGCUGCUUAACCUGUCUGUGCACAAUGUCCCUGAUCUCUCUUCUGGUGUUACCUGUGUGUUCGGGGACAUGGCGGAAAGUGAGGCCAUUCUGGUGGAUGAAACUAUUCAGUGCUCCUCCCCCUCGCUGCGUGACAUUCCUGGAAUCACAGGAGGGCAGGGAGCUCUGCACACAGUCCAGCUACACCUGAAGUCCAAGGAGACAGGUCUGAGGUUUGCCAGCACCGACUUUGUCUUCUACAACUGCAGCGUCCUUCAGUCGUGUCUUUCUUGCGUGGUUAGUCCUUAUGCGUGCCACUGGUGUAAAUACCGUCAUAUUUGUACACACAAUGCCGAAGAGUGCUUCUUCCUGGAGGGACGCGUGAACAGCACUGAUGGCUGUCCGGAGAUUAUUCCUACCGGCGAAAUCCUGAUACCGGUUGGUGUGGUGCAGCCAAUCACUCUGAAAGCCAAGAACCUCCCCCAGCCUCAGUCCGGCCAGAAAAACUACGAGUGCGUGUUCAACAUCGAGGGGAAAAUUCAGCGGGUUCCUGCCGUGAGGUUUAACAGCAGCAGCGUGCAGUGUCAGAACACUUCGUACACAUAUGAAGGUAAUGACUCCGGCGACAUGAAGGUGGACUUCUCCAUUGUCUGGGAUGGACAUUUUUUCAUCGAUAAACCUGCAUCCUUCCAAGCUUUGCUAUAUAAAUGCCCGGCACAACGCGAUAGCUGCGGCCUCUGUCUGAAGGCGGAUUCUCGCUUUGAGUGUGGCUGGUGUGUGUCUGAAGGAAAAUGCCUCCUUAGGCAGUAUUGCCCUAAUCCGAAAACCAACUGGAUGCAUCUUAGUAAAAGGAACACACGAUGUACCAGCCCCCAGAUCUAUGAGAUCCAUCCCCUCACUGGUCCAAGAGAAGGUGGAACCAGAGUGACCAUUACUGGAGCUAACUUGGGUCUGUUCUUCAGAGAAGUGUGGGUACAGGUUGCUGGGGUACAGUGCUCAUCGGUUCCCUCGCAGUACAUCAGUGCAGAGAGGAUUGUGUGUGAAAUGGAGGAAUCUCUGGUUCCUAACCCUGCCCCUGGUGUAGUGGAGCUUUGUAUAGGAGACUGCAGCGCCGAGUAUAGAACCCAGUCUGAUCAGCUUUACACGUUUGUGACUCCUACUUUUCAUGAAGUCCGCCCCAGGCAGGGUCCAGCAUCAGGUGGCACUCGACUCACUAUUAGUGGCAAAAACCUGGAUGCUGGUAGCUCAGUGUCCGUACUGAUUAGAGAUUCGGAAUGCCGCUUUGUCAAGAGAAACAUGCGUGAAAUUGUAUGCAUAUCACCAGCAUCAUCACAGGGCCCCAGUACAGCCACCAUCACUCUGCGAAUUGAUCGGGCCAGUGUGUGGAACCAAGAUGUAAUUUUUACUUACACUGAGGACCCCACUAUUUCUCGACUGGAGCCAGCUUGGAGUAUUUUCAAUGGCAGCACAGCAGUCACGGUGACCGGGACCCACCUAAUGACCAUUCAGGAGCCACAAAUUCGGUCCAAGUAUGCUGGCAUAGAGACCAUAAAUACGUGCCACAUCAUUAACGACACAUUGAUGAUCUGCAAGGCUCCAGGGAUCUACCCCUCUAAUGGGGAAGCUGUUCCAGAUGAUGGUGUUCAGCCAGAUGAGUUUGGUUUUGUAUUGGACAAUGUGACAAGCCUGCGCACCUUGAACUUCACCACGUUUACCUAUUACCCCAACCCUGUGGUAGAGCCCUUUGGGCCCGGUGGCACCCUGGAGAUAAAGCCGGGCUCACACGUCAUUCUCAAGGGAAGAAAUUUGCAGCCUGCUGCCCCUGGAGGAGCAAAGUUGAACUACACGGUUCUGAUCGGGGAUGAAGCGUGUGCGCUUACCGUGUCUGAUACUCAGCUGCUGUGCGAUUCUCCCAGCCAGACGGGAGAACACCGCGUGACUAUUCAUGUUGGAGGGAUGGAAUUCUCCCCAGGAAGUCUCCGGAUCUACUCUGACAGCUCCCUCACCCUGCCAGCCAUAGUGGGGAUCGGCGCAGGGGGUGGAUUGCUACUGCUUGCUAUCAUUGCCGUCCUCAUUGCCUAUAAGAGGAAAACACGGGAUGCCGACCGCACCUUGAAACGCCUCCAAAUGCAGAUGGAUAAUCUGGAGUCUCGGGUUGCCCUGGAGUGUAAAGAAGCCUUUGCUGAGCUCCAGACAGACAUUAACGAGCUGACCAACAAUAUGGAUGGCGUGAAGAUCCCAUUCCUGGAUUAUAAGACAUAUGCAAUGCGUGUGCUGUUUCCUGGAAUUGAAGAUCACCCUGUGCUAAAAGAACUAGAUAUGCCUCCGAAUGUGGAGAAAGCUCUGAGACUGUUCGGACAGCUUCUAAACAACAAAACAUUCUUAUUGACUUUUAUUCAUACGCUGGAAAACCAACGUAGUUUCUCCAUGCGGGACCGCGGUAAUGUGGCCUCCCUUACCAUGGUGUCGCUACAAGGACGCAUGGAAUAUGCAACAGUCGUCUUGAAACAGCUGCUGAGUGACCUGAUUGAGAAGAACCUAGAGAGCAAGAACCAUCCUAAAUUACUGUUACGCAGGACGGAGUCAGUAGCUGAGAAGAUGUUGACAAACUGGUUCACUUUUCUACUGUAUAAGUUUUUGAAGGAAUGUGCUGGAGAGCCGCUCUUUAUGCUCUUCUGUGCAAUAAAGCAGCAGAUGGAGAAAGGCCCUAUUGAUGCCAUCACUGGGGAAGCCCGCUACUCACUAAGUGAGGACAAACUUAUCCGUCAACAGAUCGACUACAAAGUUCUGAAUGCAGCCAACCACCUAGGUCUUUCACCAUGGCCCAUUUGUUACUGGUUCUCCUUAACUGUUUAUUCUUCACCACAGACUCUGAGUUGCAUCUGCCCAGACAGUGAGAAUGGCACAGAGAUCCCUGUUAAGGUUCUCAACUGUGAUACGAUUACCCAGGUGAAGGACAAGCUGCUAGAUGCUGUAUACAAAGGGAUUCCCUAUACACAGAGGCCGAAAGCGGAGGAUAUGGACUUAGAGUGGCGCCAGGGCCGCAUCACCCGCAUUGUGCUACAGGAUGAGGAUGUCACCACCAAAAUUGAGUGCGACUGGAAGAGGCUGAACACACUGGCACAUUACCAGGUUACAGAUGGCUCCACUGUGGCUCUCAUUCCCAAGCAGGUAUCGGCCUACAACAUCACCAACUCCUUCACUUUCACACGCUCUCUCAGCCGCUAUGAGAGUCUUCUACGUACAUCCAGCAGCCCAGACAGCUUGCGAUCGCGAGCUCCCAUGAUUACCCCUGACCAGGAAACUGGCACUAAACUCUGGCAUCUGGUGAAGAAUCACGACCAUACGGACCAUAAGGAGGGUGACCGUGGCAGCAAAAUGGUGUCAGAGAUUUAUCUCACUAGGUUAUUGGCCACAAAGGGUACACUGCAGAAGUUUGUGGAUGACCUGUUUGAGACUGUGUUCAGCACAGCCCACCGGGGCAGCGCCUUGCCUCUUGCCAUCAAAUACAUGUUCGACUAUUUAGAUGAGCAAGCUGAUAAAAGGCAGAUAUCGGAUCCAGAUGUCCGACACACGUGGAAAAGUAACUGUUUGCCUCUCCGCUUCUGGGUCAACGUGAUCAAAAACCCGCAAUUUGUCUUUGACAUUCACAAGAACAGCAUCACAGACGCCUGCCUCUCAGUAGUGGCUCAGACAUUCAUGGACUCUUGUUCCACCUCUGAGCACCGACUUGGAAAGGACUCGCCAAGUAACAAACUGCUGUAUGCCAAGGACAUCCCUAACUACAAGACCUGGGUAGAGAGAUAUUACAGAGACAUCAACAAAAUGCCUACAAUCAGCGACCAGGACAUGGACGCGUAUCUUGUGGAGCAGUCUCGCCUCCAUGCAAAUGAAUUCAACUCACUCAGCGCUCUCAGCGAGCUCUUCUUCUAUGUCAACAAAUAUCGGGAGGAGAUCCUCACUGCUUUGGAUCGAGAUUCCUAUUGCCGGAAACAUAAACUGCGCCAGAAGAUGGAACAAGUCAUUAACAUGGUCUCAAGUAAUAGCUGAACCUUGUGAACCCCUUCUCUGUCCCUUAUCCCCUCAACCUCAACUCCCCAGGACCCCAAGAUGAGCCAGAAACUGAUAGGUAGUGGCCCACUUGGAGGCCAACGACUAGAAGGGUGACGGGCAAUGUGCAAAGCGAUGGCACUGCCACAGAGACUCCACAGAGCCACCGACGGGACCUGUGUGACCAGCGCCUGAAUCCUUUACCCGAGUUAGCAGCCGAUCUUCACCAGCCAUGGCACAGUGUGCCCCAUGGCAUGCCCACUCCUCAUUCUUCUUCUAUGACGGUGUGACAAGGUGCCCGUGUUCCAGUGCCUUGUGCUUGGGAGAGCAGAGCCUUGACUGCACACCUUUGGUGUAAUAUUUUGCUGACCAUUAGGCGGGGUCGGUGUGCACACCAUUCACUCUCUCUGCAUAACUUCUCGAGGGGGUCCGCGUCCUCACCCACCUUCUCGCCCCUCUCGUCACUAGACUGCCUGGACUCUCUGGCCAAUCAGGAGCUUGCACACAGUGAGGACGUCGAUGUUUUGGUAUCAUGAAGCCAUAUGACUCAGAGGGACACCUUCCCCACCCCCCUUCCCAAUGUUUGUUACCCACUAAUAAUCUCAGUGCACUAUUGUUCCCCAAAUCUCCUUGCUGCUCCUCUCCUGUGUUUUCAGUGCACCCCCAAGACUUUGUGGAGAGACGAUGGAGUUAUUUCAUAUCUGUGACGUGAAAAUCGAGGGGUUCCCCAGAUUUUAGGUAUCGUAGGUAGGCGGGGACUCCCUUUAUGUUAAUGAGAUUUUGUGCCAUGCGGUAUCAGUGGUGUUUUUAUUUUCUCUGGGAAGGUGGCAGAUGUGAGCGGGCGUGCAGUUUACCCUCACC
This is a messenger RNA of Nanorana parkeri, 6674 nucleotides long. RefSeq names its product plexin A3 (gene PLXNA3). Gene Ontology annotation, molecular function: semaphorin receptor activity; protein binding. Gene Ontology annotation, biological process: regulation of cell shape; regulation of cell migration; regulation of GTPase activity. The transcript is spliced from 33 exons. The coding region runs from base 96 to 5813 and encodes 1905 amino acids. NCBI's taxonomy places the organism in Eukaryota, Metazoa, Chordata, Amphibia, Anura, Dicroglossidae. Gene Ontology annotation, cellular component: semaphorin receptor complex. The record is from RefSeq and is a predicted model, not a curated record.